AUGAACUGCCUCAAUGUGGCCUAAAUCAUGCCCAGCUCCCCCAGCAAGAUACAUGGUCAGAUCCAGGUGAUAUUUAGACCCAUGUUCUCAGGGAAGAGCUUGGAGCUGAUGCGUCGGUUUCAGAUCGUGCAGUACAAGUGCAUGGUGAUCAAAUACGCCAAAGACACGCGCUACAGCAAGGAGCAGCUGGCCACGCACGGACACACCAUGUCGGCGGUUUCGGUGUGUAACCUGGCUGACGUGUUGACGGAGGCGCUCAAAUACCCAGUGAUCGGGAUCGAUGAUGGUCAGUUUUUCCCGGAUGUCGUCGAGUUCGGUGAAGACAUGGCCAACAGGGGGAAGACCAUAAUAGUAGCUACGCUGGAUGGUACAUUCCAUAGGAAGGCUUUUGGUGAAAUCCUCAACUUGGUGCCCUUAGCGGAGAGUGUGGUGAAGCUGAACGCCCUGUGCUACCGGGAGGCAUCGUACACCAAACGGCUGGGGGCCAAAAAAGAGGUAGAGGUCAUUGGUGGAGCUGACAAAUACCACUCGGUGUGCCGGCUGUGCUACUUCUAUUGUGGGUAA
Molecule: messenger RNA, 564 nt
Organism: Bufo bufo (common toad)
Lineage: Eukaryota; Metazoa; Chordata; Amphibia; Anura; Bufonidae
Product: thymidine kinase, cytosolic-like
Biological process (GO): thymidine metabolic process
Molecular function (GO): ATP binding; thymidine kinase activity
Source: RefSeq, a predicted model, not a curated record